AAUGUGGCUUGACAAUGUGGAGUCACGACAAGAUGUGACAAUGACCUUCUUUUCGCGCCGUUGUUGUCGAAACCUGAGUCAUAUAAUUUAACGUAAAUAAAAUAAGGUUUAUUUCCAACGGGAAAGUGUUGAAAUAAGACGGCGUCUUGCGACCGACUGGUAGCACAGCCAGCGACGUAUUCGUCGCUUCAACAUUAGGUUGAAACAACCGAAACACAUGGAAACAUGAAAGGUAAGCACGAAAAGGAGCUGGUUCGUCUGGAUGAUGACGAAAUCCUCGAGCUGAUCGGCAGUCGUCUGGGCCUCGAGGCGACCGAGGGGGAGGCUGCGGCGGCCACCGGUACGGCCGAAUCGACCACCACCUCUGCCCUCGACCCGCAGCUGUCCCGAUCAGCCGGAGGUCAUGGCGGCAGGCGCAACCGGCGCCGAUCCACGCUCAAAAAGGUGAUCAAAAAGCGACCCAAGAAGAACAUCGUCACACCGGACCAGUACGACUGGGCCAACCGUCUGAUCCCCUCCUUUCAGCUAGGUAUCGACGUAGCUCUCACACAGACAGCCACGCAGGAGAUCCGAGAUCUACUCUUUCACGACUUCUUCUUCAUCGAGAUCAUCCAGUUCAACCCUUCCGUACUAAAUCGUGUCACUUCGGGUAUCGAGUCGUUCACACUCAAGGCGUACGCGCCGAUGGCGUUUGCGCACUUUCGGAAGCUGUUCAACGUUCGAGAUGACGUGAUGCGUGCGUCGUUGUGUGAGGAGAAGCUGACCAUGGUAGUGAACGCAGGAGCCAGUGGCAGCAUCUUCUACGUGACGCCAGACAGAGACUUCGUGCUGAAGACGGUCACAAAGAAGGAGGCCCAGUUUCUGCAAGAGCUGUUGCCAGAAUACUACAUGAACAUUCACCAGAACCCAAGCACCUUCCUACCUCGUUUCUAUGGUCUGUUCGUCGUCAAGAGGUACACAUGUGUCAUGAGGUUAGUCAUCAUGAACAACAUCAUCCGACCGGGCCUGGUGGAUCACAAGUUCGACCUGAAGGGCUCUCGGUACCACCGCUGUUACCGGGCGGACGGCGCCGGUGCCGGUACAGUCGGAACCAGCGUGCCGACACUGAAGGACCUGGACUUCAUCGAGGUGUACCCCAACGGCCUGCUGCUGGAGCCCGACGUGUACAGCAUCGUGUCCAAGACGCUGCAGCGAGACGUCCUGGUGCUGCAGAGUUUCGACAUCAUGGACUACAGCCUGCUGCUGGCGAUCCGAAAGGACAUGACGUCGGAUCUGGUGGCGUCGACCACGCAGACCACGCAGCGUCGCAGCCGCGCCGUCACCGCCGAGGAGUCCUAUUGCGAGAUCCACAUGCGCCACAACUGUCACGCGCCCAACUGCUGCUCCCGACGGCUCAUCCGGAAACUGGCGGAGAUCACGCUACCAUGCGGUGGGAUACCGGCGUUCGAGGAAAAUGGAGACCGUCUCGUUAUCUACAUGGGCAUCAUAGACAUCCUGCAGGACUAUGGCAUCAAGAAGAUCGCCGAGCACUUCAUGAAGUCGCUCUGCAUACAUUCAGCCGAUAUUAGUGAGGUAUCGGUCCAGCCGCCCGACUUUUACGCGGUAAGGUUUAGCGACUUCAUCACCCACCGAGUGUUCCGGAAGGGUCCCGAACAGCCUGCGGUAUCCGUCCCAGUGCCUGCCCGUCCUGCCUCAGCCAAAGCCGAGUCGGGUCCCUCACAAACCCCACCACCGGCGGCGGCCGACCCGCGCGCCUCGCUCGACGCCGAGAUGGCUACCUCGCUGUACCCGGCGGGCUCUGAGGAGCCGGCGCCGCUGCCGGAGGUAGAGGCCAGUGGGUCCGUGGUGGUCACCCACCCACCGGGACUCUACCAGGACCCGGCAGCGGUCACCAGCUCUGUCGGAGACGGCAGCGCCGCCGCCGCCGCCGACUCGGGAGCCAAGCGGAGCUCGUGGUUUUUCCUCUGAUGGUUGCAGAGAGGGAAGCGUUCCGUCCCAGCCGAAGUCGGAGGUCAAGGAGCGGCUGAGGUUGCCGGCAGUGGUCAGCAAGGCGGCACCGGGAUCGUCAUGACGACCUCAGAACCUCGUGAGCAAUGUGCUGUGAUAUGAGAUCGCGUCAUUUUCAACCGAACAAGUUUUAUCGAGGCACUGGAAGCCGUUUCCAUUACAAGUGGGUCGGGGUAGUCAGUCUACUCAUCGUGCCAGUGAUAGAUUCAUGGACGUACUGUGUUCGUGUGGGCUGCUCGCGAAGUGCGCCGUCUUCUGAAUCGUCUUUGUCGCAGCGGCAGCUGCUCUGGAGAGCGUCAGCUGUAUCAGCUGCGCGCCAGCUGGCAGUUGCAGCUGUAUUGAUGCAUUCGAAACUCACCGUACCUACCUACCGCAUAUGUUGAAAAUAACCACAUGUAUGGCAUGGUGUGCAUGUUUGUCGGUUAUUUAACUACUCGAAUACCAGGGAAAUACGACUGUA
Molecule: messenger RNA, 2467 nt
Organism: Amphibalanus amphitrite
Lineage: Eukaryota; Metazoa; Arthropoda; Thecostraca; Balanomorpha; Balanidae
Product: phosphatidylinositol 4-phosphate 5-kinase type-1 alpha-like
Exons: 6
Coding region: 226-1968 (580 amino acids)
Biological process (GO): phosphatidylinositol metabolic process
Molecular function (GO): phosphatidylinositol kinase activity
Source: RefSeq, a predicted model, not a curated record